Molecule: messenger RNA, 1619 nt
Organism: Parastagonospora nodorum SN15
Lineage: Eukaryota; Fungi; Ascomycota; Dothideomycetes; Pleosporales; Phaeosphaeriaceae
Exons: 3
Coding region: 1-1377 (458 amino acids)
Molecular function (GO): RNA binding
Source: RefSeq, a predicted model, not a curated record
AUGCACAAGAUAUCAAACUUCACCGGCCAGGCACGGCACGGCUGGGAGAAGAUGGCCCCGUCCGCGGGCUUCCCAUUUUCGAGGUCCAACCACGAAAUGCCCGUCACAGCUCCGAUAAAGCGCCCGUCGACGGCCACCAGUGCCCCGCCCGUGAUACCGCCAGGCACGCAGGUCAACCUGUCCUUCAACGUGCCUUUCUCAUCGAACCUUGCCGGGCCCGACCCCGACGACAUCAUGUGGGCAAGCCCGGGGGCGAAGGCACGCUGGACCCAUCCGGAAGGCACGGCAGAGAACACGCCCACGCACAAGCUGCCCGUUCACGCCCAGAAUGUCGACAACCUGCGCAACCUGUGUCGAGACGUGAGCGAGCAGACCGAGGGGCGCGUCCAGGCGACAGUCACGUCCGCCGAGUCCAAGCCGCUGCCCGGCCUACAGCGGGGACCUUUACGCGCACUCGUCACCAACGUGUGCCUGUCUGGCGAGCUGGAGAUUGUCAACUCGAUGCGCUGCAAGGUGCUCAACUCGACGCCCAUCUCUCUGGUACGCCUUCAGCUGGGAACUUCCGUCAUGCACUCGCUAACUCCUUGGCACAGCGCUCAUCACAUGUGGACAUCGACUCGCAACUCAUCAUCGACCCGGCCACCCAGAAUGUCAAGGGACGCCGUGCUGCAGCAGCUCGAUCUCAUCUCCAAGACGACCAAAGCAGACAUCUUCCUGCUGAUGCCGAAGCAGCCGGACAUCGAGUCUGCCAGCUUCAAUGGCAACAUUGACACAGGCAUGGACCCGCGUCUGCGAUGUGCCAUCUUUGGAGAUCUCGAGACAAUGGAGCACGCCAAGACGCGCGUCCUUAUCAUGAUAGAUCAGAUUCUCAAGCGCUAUGUAGACACGAUGAAGCUCGAACUGACCAUGCAUACAUUGAUCUGUGGGCGCGGACGCAAGAACAUCAAGAUGAUCGAGUCUGCCACGGGAACCGCCAUCUACUUCCCCCCGCCCUUUCCUCGCCUGUUCGGCGUACACGCCACCGUGGUGCUCAUACGCAGACCAGACGAUCUGGUCUAUAUCACGGGUGAAACAUCCGAGUCCAUCAUUCGUGCGAAGCAGCGCCUGCACGAUCUUGUCAUGUCUACCAAAGUCUUUGUGAAGCCUGUCAUGAUGACUGACACCAAGCUGGAUGCUAUCCUGCUCGAGCGUCUCGACAAAGUGCGCAAGAUCAUCGAGAACAAUGGCUCUUACAUCUUGUUGCCGCCACUCGGCGUCCAGCGAGGCAUGGUCAGAGUCCAGGGCACCGAUGUCUUGCACGUUGAGCGCACUGUGCGUGAAUUGAUGAUUCUUGCUGGGUCAAUUCUACAGUGCUUCGUGGUUCAUCACUCAUCCUGACCCUACUCAGCGCCCGCCCACCGCAGCCGAUGUGCGCGCUAUGCUUUCCGACAUUUGCAUCAACUCGGGUGCUGAAGUCAGCUUCGAGAAGCUUAAUUUCCAUAUUUAUGGAUCUGACGACGCUGUCAGGGCUGCUUUGAUGGUGAUAAGUAACAUCCCCUUUGUGAAGAAGUCGCAGUACAACAUGAGCGUAAAGAUCGAGCUUGCCAAUGAGCACAAGGAGUUCGUCAGCGGCAAGAAGA